Messenger RNA from Esox lucius (northern pike), 3174 nucleotides. It is a transcript of the gene actr1b, whose product is annotated as actin related protein 1, centractin. The transcript has 11 exons. NCBI's taxonomy places the organism in Eukaryota, Metazoa, Chordata, Actinopteri, Esociformes, Esocidae. The record is from RefSeq and is a predicted model, not a curated record. Bases 151 to 1281 code for a protein of 376 amino acids.
AACACAGGGAUAGGCUGUGAUCCAAGCAAAGCAGUAGCGGCGACGAGUCGUCUAGAUCAGAGUGACAGGGCGUUAUUUACAUGAUUAAAAUAUCAAAUAGACAAAUUUGAUCGAAUAAUAAAUAGAAACAUAUCUCACAAUCAGUUCGUCAUGGAGUCCUAUGACAUUAUAGCUAACCAGCCGGUUGUGAUCGACAAUGGUUCAGGUGUUGUCAAAGCUGGCUUUGCUGGAGACCAAAUACCUAAAUAUUGCUUCCCCAACUAUGUGGGUCGUCCUAAGCAUGUGCGUGUGAUGGCAGGAGCCCUGGAGGGGGACCUCUUCAUUGGACCCAAAGCCGAGGAGCACAGAGGUUUGCUGUCAGUGAGGUAUCCUAUGGAGCAUGGGAUAGUGAAGGACUGGAAUGACAUGGAGAGGAUUUGGCAGUAUGUCUACUCCAAGGAACAGCUGCAGACCUUCUCGGAGGAGCACCCUGUCCUCUUGACAGAGGCUCCUCUCAAUCCCAGUAAGAACAGAGAGAAGGCAGCUGAGGUUUUCUUUGAGACGUUCAACGUUCCAGCCCUCUUUAUCUCCAUGCAAGCAGUCCUUAGUCUCUAUGCGACAGGCCGUACGACAGGGGUGGUGUUGGAUGCAGGGGAUGGUGUGACCCAUGCGGUACCCAUAUACGAGGGCUUUGCCAUCCCACACUCCAUCAUGAGGGUGGACAUUGCCGGCAGGGACGUGUCCCGCUAUCUCCGGCUGCUGCUACGCAAGGAGGGCUACGACUUCCACACCUCCGCUGAGUUCGAGGUGGUCCGCACCAUCAAAGAGAGAGCCUGCUACCUGUCCCUGAACCCCCAGAAAGAUGAGACCCUGGAGACUGAGAAGGCCCAGUACACACUCCCUGACGGCAGCACACUGGACAUUGGUCCGGCCAGGUUCCGCGCCCCAGAACUCUUGUUCAGGCCUGACCUGAUCGGAGACGAGAGCGAAGGGAUUCACGAGGUGCUGGCUUUCGCCAUUCAGAAGUCUGACAUGGACCUCCGACGCACACUCUUCUCCAAUAUUGUACUCUCUGGAGGAUCAACACUACUCAAAGGUUUUGGGGACAGGCUACUAAGUGAAGUGAAGAAGCUCGCUCCAAAAGACGUCAAGAUAAAGAUCUCUGCCCCUCAGGAAAGGCUCUACUCUACGUGGAUCGGUGGCUCCAUCCUGGCCUCGUUGGACACCUUUAAGAAGAUGUGGGUCAGUAAGAAAGAGUACGAGGAGGACAGAGCGCGGGCCAUCCACAGGAAGACCUUCUAAGCCUCUGACCUGUAGCUGACCUAUUUGCCCUCUGCUACCCCCACACUACGCUCCAGUGCUCCUGUGUUCGUCCUCAGUUGCCCCACAUUACCAGUCUCUAACUGUCCCCACAUUGUCCGCCAUUGCUACCCUGUGUCAGCCCCCGCCGCUAGCUGCCCGCCCCUCUGCUUCUCCCAUCCUCUGGCCAGGGGAGUUUCAUUUUCACCACCUCAGUUCAGCAUGCCUUUUUCCACAACCCCCACCCCUGGGUGUAUGGAAAGAGCUGGGUUACCUUUAGUGCAAGCCUGUCAAUACUGUGGACUGUCUGUUUUUUUUUCUUUUUACUGGGGCAAUACUAUAUUCUACUGUAAUCAACCCUGAAGUAUUUAUAUUAUUACCAACUACCCUGUCCUGUACGAUACCUAGUGUCAUAUCAUCCAGUGACAAUGAAGGAUUUUCGUUGCAGAAAGAAUUCCAUUCCAAAAUGAAGAGGUUGUUUUUAGGUUUCAAAUACACAUGUUCAUGUAAAUGAUUUAGUAACCAUUGUUUAGGUUUUGCUUCCAUUUGUUGGAUUUGAUAAUUUUUCAGAUGAUGGUUAUGUCAGUUGGGUUAAAGAACCACUCUGUUUUAAUUUGGCUCAUAAAGAGUCAAUUAAUUCAUCGGAAACCUUUGGAAAACCUCAACCCCUCCCACAGGUGUUCAACACCGAUGACAACUGGACAUGUUUAGAUGGCAGCCGUGCCAUCACAACCGUAUAUUGAUGUUGCAAAAUGUAGUACCUCCUUUCAGUUAGCAGUUUUGUUUUUUUCUGUCUGAAAAUGACAUUUGUAAAAUGGUUUGAUAAGUGUUGAUGAUGUACCCAACCCAAUGGUUACUAUUUCCAUGUGCCCGCCGAAGAUUUGGAACCUAAACUCGGGGACCGGUUAAAUUGAUCUUCUGAAUGCUUUGUACAAUUUAAAACCGGACAAGGUGCAGUCCAUAAAAGGUAGCAUGAAGGCUUACAUCUGGUUUGUUCCUGAUCUUACUGGUCUGUACUGGUCAUGGGCCGAUCGGAGUGCUGUGUGCUUGGACGUGUCCAACUGUUGGGUCCAUGUUUCUCCUACCCACUUCGGGGGCGUGGAUGUCUCCCCUCGACCCUACAACCUAUGUGCCUGUGCAGGUGUGCGAGGUGGAGGUGUUUGUAGAUGCUUCUACCUAUCAAAACCUUCAGGUCUUUUCAGCUGCACAGGGUGUUGAACGGGGUCUGGCUGAUUUGCUUUUCAGAAAUGUGUGAGGGGUUUUCUCAUCCCGGAUAUGUGGUUAGCUACUACCUGGAGUAUACUCUGAAUUCACCGUCGGGGUCAGGCGUUAAGGGUCUGGGUCAAGCUAGGGAUAUUGUGGAAGGCCACAACGGCCCUGAGGUGAAUUUCUUCUCCAAAGGCUCCACAUUUGGCUACAUGGGAACCAAGGCGGGGAUCACUUGAUCUGCCCUUUGAAUUCAUUUAAUAUACCAUUAGUGUAUGUAUUUGGAUAGAGAAAUUGACCGAGCAAUGGGCAGUUGCUAUAGACCGUAGUAGGACCAUUUUCAUAAUAAGUUUGUAGAAGCACAAGGAGUAUCAGUUCGUUUUCUACCCUCAUGCACCAGUAGAAGUGUGUUAUUACGGCUAAUCAAGUUUGCCUGUGUCUCAGUGGAAGUAAGGUUGUCCAAAUCUGUCUGCCUUACUUCUGUGCCCGGCAUUGAAAAGUCCACUAGCUUCUGGAUGGUUUUUAAAAGGUUCUACAAUUCAACAGCCUUGUGUACAGUGGAGUGCUUUUCAAAAAGUCAACAACCAAGAAAAUUUAAACGGGACAAAAAAAUGUACAAUACUGUUCAAGUGUUGCUUUUACUUUUUAUUUUGUAAAUUCAGUAUAAUAAAUAAGUUAAUUACUGCUGUU